CCCAUGUUUUCCUGGAGUCUGGGACUUAUGUUUUCAGGGAUAAGACCAUUCAGGAACACUUUCUGAUUGUGACUGUGAAUGAAGCAAAUGUGGGCUGUGACCCCAGAGAUGUGUCCUUCCAGCCCUCUUCCCUGUUCCAGCUGGCCAGACGUGGGGUUUUGAAGCAACAGAAUCUGAACUUGGCUCCUAACUGGGCUGCUGUCACAGUGGUCCUCUUUGUUCUGGGCUUCCUAAUUGUGGUGCUGACAACCCUGGCUAUAGUGCUGCAGCCUGCUGUCCCAAUCAUUAGCCCCCUGAAGAGCUGGAAGCCACGAUGGAGGAGCCUGGGCGAGCCGCACAUCCCACCGGAGUACAUCCUCCUUAAAGACAGCCUUCGGUUCUAUCAAACUGUUGGUCCUCAUGGUUCUGGAGAGGAUGCUGACUUUGGAGAGAAGGGAGCUGCGCAUAAUGCAGAAGAGUGUUCUGCACUGAGGGUUCUGGAGGAUUUCAGUGUUCGCACCCUGUACGAUAAGCUGGAAGAUCAGAAUUUGCAUCUGGCAUCUCAGCUGGCAAAGCACAGGAUGGAUGUGUUGGCAUUUUACAAUGGAAUCAGCCAGCAGAUUCAAAGUCUUGUGGACAUGGUGCAAGCACAGGACUCUGAAGGCCUGAAAAUCUUUGUUGAGCAAAGGAUUUGUGGGCGUAAAAAUGCAGACAGCAGCCGGGCAGCAGUGGGUGCCGAACAAUGCGAUCAACACUGUAGCAACGACUUCGUGGCAGGUGCUCCAUGGCAAGAGGCAACAGAAUUAAUGAAAGCUCUGGAAAUGCUUCUUGGGAAUGCUCCGUGUAAGAACGUAGCUGUGAAACAAGCGAUGGAGCUAAAGGUCCACGGGCAGGAGGCGGUGGCAGUUGUAUCCUCGCUGGACAGCCUGGCCAGUGAAAGUAAACCAGAAGUAGUGGAAGGGCAGGAUCGUGAGCUUUUCAGUAGGAAAGACGCUUUCUUCAGCUUCCCUGGACAUGAAGAACAUGGUUGCGAUCUCCAGUUGGCUUAUCUGGCUGAGUUGGAGGUGGAGGGCCUGAUAGCAGCUUCCCCCCUUGCCAAGACUCUGUGUGAGAUCAAGCAAGCUUUGGUGAACCUGCAGCAACCUUCAGACCUUGUUAAUCCAGACAGCAAACAUCAAACAAGCAUGGGGAGCUCAGCCCUCUUCUGAGCUGCUGGAUUCUUGGGCCACAAAGAGGGAUGAAACUCUGCUGGAAAUGAAGAGGAGCUGCAUUGCUCAGAGGAUUGAAGAGACCAGAAGCAGAAGUAUUUCAUCUUUUGUGAAGUGAAAUAGCCACCAGCUCAUUUCCUUGAGGAACCUAGUUUAUCCUUGGCAAUGGCUGAAGGUGGAUUAUUGGAGAAUGUGCGUGUCUGUGGACAGAGUUGCAGUACCUGAAGUAUCAGAAUAGAUGUGUGUUUAGUUAGAGAUGUGCUUGGUCAUUUACAUAAUGAAUAGUCCAUAUUCCGUUUGCUUAAUCUGAUUGAAAUACUUUCACACUUGCCUUCGAUUAUUAAUAAUUUGUAGACUUGAGAAGGAAGCUGAGGUUCUUGACAUUGUUUACUAAUUGUAUAGUUUUCAUUGUUAAGUCAGUAAAGCAGAAAAUAUGUGAGGCCAUGGGUAUGGCUAGAGCCAUACUUCUAGCCCUUGGCCAGCAUCUCUCCAUUGCUUCUGCAUGUUUUCAAUAUAUUGUGUGAGAUCUACUGGCAGAGACCUUGAAGACCUCUAGAGAUGUCAUUUCUUUGAGGAAAGAGUACACUUAAACUAUUCCUAGUAGCAGUGACUGCAGGGAAUGGUGUAGCUGCUGGUGUCCAGUGCUUUGGGAGCCUGAUCUUUAAAAUGAAAACAUCCUUCCUACCGUUCUUAUCCUUUUGAUCUGUCUGUAUGAGGCCAAGAGAGCCUGGCUGUGAAGAGGGCUAUGCUUCUGUGGAACAGGAGCAGAAUCGGAACACCUGCUCCAUCUCUUCCUACACAGUAUUCCUUAGUUCCAGGUGGAGUACAGCAACGUAGUAUUUCUUGACUGUGAGCCAGCACAGUACCUUGGCAACCCCCACAGGUAGGCUUCAGCCAGCUCUUUCCACCAGCAAAGCCCGUUCUCUUCUCACUGCAGUGUUUACUGAACUGCUUAUCUGUGAACGGCGGACCCACUCCUUCGUGGUUCCUAGGCACAAAUCGGUGUCUGCACCUUCUGCCUUUGCAUAACCAUAGUGAGUAUUAAGAGAGCGAGACUUCAGUGCCCAAGAGCCAAGACAGAAGCUCUCAGUUUUACUUCCACUAAUGGUGUCUCUGGAUCCAGAGGAACUGCAAGGACUUUUGCCACCAUCAUUUUGGUGGUUCCGUGUUUUCUGAGCUUGCUCCCAUAAACAAAAGAUUUGGUCUGGCUCCUUUGCAGCUCCACCUUGGGAGAAUUUAGGUGCUUACUAACACUUUGAAGGGACUUUCAGACAAUGGGAACCUACAGGCAAACACUACAAAACACCUGCAGGUUACUCUCUGUGAUUGCCUGUUCUAGAACAUAGUAGUGAAAAAACUGUCAUUGCUCUCCUCAUUGCUUUCUUUUUUAGAUUAUCAGCAGGUAUGUUUGUAACAGUACUACAUGGAGGUAAGCAUCUUCAGUGAUUGUUGUAUAUCCACAGGGAAACAUGGUACCCAGACAGGUGAUAAAAUUACCUCUGUGGCAAAUUGUGGUUCCAAGUUAUAUUUGUAAAAGGCAGGGUGGAAGGUAAUAGUAAAUAAAAUCUAUCAGCUUUUUCAUUGUAACAUUUUUCCAAUGGAAACAAUUUUUUGCUUUAAAUCAAAACUAAGAUGCAUAUGGAACUUUUGCUAGAAGCUUUCAGUUAUCCCACUGUGGUUUUCUUAACAAGUACACUUUAGUCAUAAGUAAACAUUAUUCAGUUUCAGAAUAUUUUGGGUCUCUUUUUUUUUCCCCAUAAAGCCAAAGAAUAUCAAUGAAAAGACCAGAUUUUCACACAACGUUUCGAUUUGUGCUCUGUUAAUAGGUACUUGGAAAGAACAAAUAAAAAGAGGAGUGGUGCAACCAGUGGUUUUGUUCUGCUCCUGAAGUAUUUACUGUUGAUAGCUCUUUUUCUAGUGGUCUAUGGAAUCUUCUGGACGUCCAGCGCUGUCUGGAGUAGCUGUGAAGUCCCCUCGCAUUCAGAAAGGUGCUAUUUCCCUGAGA
Messenger RNA from Falco peregrinus (peregrine falcon), 3192 nucleotides. RefSeq lists its product as uncharacterized. Bases 561 to 1187 code for a protein of 208 amino acids. NCBI's taxonomy places the organism in Eukaryota, Metazoa, Chordata, Aves, Falconiformes, Falconidae. The transcript is spliced from 9 exons. The record is from RefSeq and is a predicted model, not a curated record.